AUGACUAUGAGCAAUAAUGAAAUGAUUGCGCUAUUUCCAGACGUCAUUGCUUGUAUGUCAAUUUAUGACAUUGAGAUAAAGAAGAUGUGCUUUCUGUAUUUGUUGACAUAUGCAAAGGCCAAACCGAAGAUUGCAAUUGAGGCCAUUCCCGUUUUGAUUGAUGACCUCACCGAUUCAUCUCCAUUGAUCAGAGCACUUGCUUUAAGGACCAUGUCAGCUAUUCCUGUAAGAGAGUAUUUCGAUACAGCACUCGAGUAUACAAGAGAAUUAUUGCAUGACAAUGAUCCGUAUGUUCGAAAAACAGCAGCUUACAGUGUAGCCAAGCUAUGGAAUGCGGAUCCUAAGGCAGUCGAAAAGAUUGGCCUUAUUGACGAUUUGAACAAAUUGUUGGCCAAUAAUAAUCCCACAGUAGUGGCUGCCUCAUUAGCAGCCUUGAUGGAUAUUACUGAGAAAAGCGAGGGCCUUGAUCUUGCGAUUGAUAGAUCAAAUGCGUUUAAUCUCGCGCAUAUUUUGCCUGAUGUUAAUGAGUGGUCUCAAAUCUAUAUUUUAAAUGCAUUGAUGAACUUUGUGCCCCAAAAACCUGUGGACGCUACUUUAUUGAUUGAACGAGUCAUUCCAAGGUUGCAAUUUGCCAAUUCAUCGGUAGUACUCGGCACAAUUAGAUUGAUUAUUUAUCUCACAAAUUUUGUUCCAAAUUUGUCUACUGCUAUCCCCAAUCUGGACAGGCGAAUAGGCCCAGCUCUGGUCACCCUAUUAUCUAAACCCCCUGAGAUUCAAUACCUAGCAUUGCGUAAUUGCAUAUUAUUGCUACAAUCAAGAAAAUCCCUACUGAACCUAGAUGUAAGGGUGUUUUUUUCAAAAUAUAACGACCCAAUUUAUGUUAAAGCAACGAAAUUAGAAAUAAUUUUCUUGCUUGCAGAUGAAAAUAAUAUCGGCGAAGUGUUACGAGAACUGAGAGAAUGUGCUACAGAAAUAGACGUACAAGUCGCUAGAAAGGCGGUUCGGGCGAUUGGAAAGUUGGCAAUAAAAGUAGAGGCUGCUGCCCAGCCAUGUAUUGAGGCACUUUUGGAGCUUGUUUCCACCAAGAUCUCUUACAUCGUACAGGAAGCAACAGUUGUCAUUAAAAACAUAUUCAGAAGAUACCCUAAUCGAUAUGAAUCAGUGAUCAGUGCUUUGUGCGACAAUUUGGAUUCAUUAGAUGAGCCAGAAGCAAAAUCGGCAAUGAUAUGGAUUAUUGGCCAGUACGCCGAUAGAAUAGAUAAUUCCCAUGAGCUUCUUGAUGGUUUCUUAUCGACAUUCACGGAUGAACCAGUCUCAGUGCAGUUGUCACUUCUCACAGCUGUAGUAAAGCUGUUCAUCCUGAGGCCCACAAAGGGUCAAGGGAUGGUCCCGAAGAUCCUAAAAAUGGCUACAGAGGACUCUGACAAUCCUGAUUUGCGCGACAGAGCCUAUAUGUAUUGGCGACUACUAUCAUCAGAUCCGGCUGGAACCAAGAAAGUAGUCCUUGAUGCGUUUCCCGAGAUUUCAGCGGAUAGUGACCGGAUGGACGAUGAAAGAUUAGAAGAACUUGAACUAGCAAUUGGAACGCUAGCCACUGUCUAUUUAAAACCUGUUAAGCAAGUUUUUAGAACUGCCAAGGUUCGUAAGCUUCCUAUAUCCCCUGCUCUGGCCCCUAGAGAGCAAACUAAAUCUCUUGCGAUUCACAGAUCCCAAUCAUUCGCUGAACAGGAACCACCUAGGCAGCAGGUUCAAAGAGCUGCUACAACCCCUGCUUCUGGUGCUAAUAUAGGAGUUAAUAUUUCCCCAGCUCCAGUUGUUUCUGGUGUUGGACCCAGCACACGAAGUAACCUGGCUGAUAACAUGGGAGCUUUGACAAUCGAUACCACCCCUCAACCUUGGCUGGGAGCUAAUUCGACUGGUUUCGACUCUCCUCUUUCAUCGAAUGCUACACCUACGACCGCAUCAUUCAACUACCCACAAUCUGGAAUAUAUACGAAUGGGAGUUUCAACACCAGUAAUGUAUCACACAUUAACCACAUCAAUCAACAGUCAUCACACCAUCAGGAUCUUAUUCAACUCGAUGAUCCUGUACCUUUAACACCAGGACGAGGAUAUGUGGUCACGCAGAAUGGUCUUUCUGGUGGCAAUCAAGACUUGUUAUGGUAA
Messenger RNA from Sugiyamaella lignohabitans, 2166 nucleotides. It is a transcript of the gene APL1, whose product is annotated as Apl1p. Gene Ontology annotation, biological process: intracellular protein transport; vesicle-mediated transport. Bases 1 to 2166 code for a protein of 721 amino acids. The record is from RefSeq and is a predicted model, not a curated record. Gene Ontology annotation, cellular component: membrane coat. Gene Ontology annotation, molecular function: clathrin binding. Lineage: Eukaryota; Fungi; Ascomycota; Dipodascomycetes; Dipodascales; Trichomonascaceae. The transcript has a single exon.